Saccharomyces mikatae IFO 1815 is the source of this 2808-nucleotide messenger RNA. RefSeq names its product Mnn14p (gene MNN14). The transcript has a single exon. The record is from RefSeq and is a predicted model, not a curated record. The coding region runs from base 1 to 2808 and encodes 935 amino acids. Lineage: Eukaryota; Fungi; Ascomycota; Saccharomycetes; Saccharomycetales; Saccharomycetaceae.
AUGUUAUCCAUCCGCAGGUUUUCUAUGUUUGCUUUAAGAUCGGUACGGCUUCACAUUAAGAAAAUAGCUAUUAUUCUUGUGACGGUUCAAUUGCUGUUGACUAUCAUAUAUGUACUAAACGGCGGUUUAUCGAUUAUUGAUGGUGGCUGGAAGUCAUUUACUUCGUCGUUUUUUGAACCGUUCACUCAUACUACCAGAAACAACUUUUACGCUAAUUUUGAUUUGAGAUCGAAAGACAAUGUAGUCAGACUAUGCGAGAAGAUGAAUUUUGAUACUUCAGGCGAAUGGAUAGACACGUAUACCUUGAAGAAUAAUCUUCUCACUGUGAAGAUGGGCGCUGAAAAAGGACAGGUUCUGAACUCGGUAGAAGAUUUAAGAUACUAUGAUAACGAUCCAAGAUUGAUCUGGUCAGUUGUCCUAGACCACUUGUUAGAAUCUGACUCCAAUGAAUACGCUUUUUCGUGGUAUGAUUGGGCUAAUUUUGACUCGAUAAAUAAACUCAUUGCGUUGAAAAAUACAAAAAUCUCUUGUCAGUUUGUUUGCGAAGGGGUUUUCGAUAAAGAAGUGUUAGAAAGGGUGGAGAGAGAAAUUCAAGAGCGUUUGUUCUUUACUAACAGAAAUAAAUAUGAUCAACCGAUCUGGUAUAAUAAGGCAAGAAACGCUGUCGGUUCCAAUUCGGUGCAGCAAAUCAUGCACGAUCACUGUAAGAAUAAUGACGCAUAUUCCGGUGGUACUCCUUUCGAACUGCCUUUUAUCGUCAGCAAAAUUUAUGAAAAACUGAGGCCAGAAGUCUAUGACCUGCAUACCAAAAACCAUUUAUUAUAUUCUAAUUUCACUCCUUUGUCAUUGACUGUAUUGGAUAGUGAUAAAGACGUAUACAGAAUAAAUUUGAGAAAAGCAGAUUCCUCCAAAUCUAAUAUAGUGCAAACUAAACUAUUACGGAAUUACCUUCAACGGCACAAAGACGAAAUGGUAAAUGGUGAUCUUAUUUUCAAUCACACUUCUAUUUUUGAAAAAUUCUUAGAUCACGCAUCAACCAAAAAAAGAAAGCUCAACAUCGAAGGUUUAGACAAAACUAUAUUUACCAGAGAAUAUCUAGAGUUGUCUCCAUCGGACUUUCACUUCGAUGCGAAAAUGAAAAUCACUGAAUUAGAGAGUAAGUUGAGAUCUGAAGGCCUGUCAUCGCAUGAUACCCACUAUUUGCAAAGCUUAAAAACUUCCAUAACGACUGCUCCCGCGUUACAGAAAAAGUACUUUGCAGAGGCCAGUGACGUUAUAGAUGCGACAGCUGAGGGUCACCAUAGAGACAGAAGAUUCUUUUCAAUUGGUCAUAAUAUCCUUGAUGAUCCUCAGGAAUUCGAAGCAAGAUUGACUUCCCUGAUUAGAACGUUUCAGAAAUUUAUUAAGGCUAAUGGAUUAAUAUCGUGGCUAUCACAUGGCACCUUGUACGGAUAUUUGUAUGAUGGGUUGAAGUUUCCUUGGGAUGGGGAUCACGAUUUACAAAUGCCCAUCAAGCAUUUACAUUAUUUAAGUCAAUAUUUCAACCAAUCUUUAAUAUUGGAAGAUCCAAGAGAAGGUAAUGGAAGGUACCUGCUAGAUGUAGGAAGUGCAAUUACUGUAAGAGUUCAAGGGAACGGUGAGAAUAAUAUCGAUGCUCGUUUCAUCGACAUUGAUUCAGGCAUGUACAUUGACAUCACUGGGCUUAGCGUUAGUUCUGACGCGGCCAAGCAGUAUAUGUCCAAAUUUGUGGAAGAAGAGGAAAGCUCUGAUAAAAGUUUUUCCACUCUUAUCAAAGACUACAAAUUCAAUGAGAACGACCAUUUUGACGAAGUUGACGGUAGAGUAGGUUUGGCUAAAUAUAGCAUUUUCGAAUUGAAGGAAUGGGUUAAUUCUCAUCCGGACGACUUUACGGAUGCAGAAAAGAAGCAAGUAACCAACACCUAUAAGAAAGAGCUUGAUAUUUCGAGAAGCGACAGUGCUGAAAAAGAUUUAUCCCCAAAAGAAAGGUAUUUGUUGAAUGAAAAAUACAACCUUUACAAUUGUAGGAACCAGCAUUUUUCCAGUCUUAACAUCUUAUCGCCAUUGAGAAAUACAAUGUUCAGUGGCGUAUCUGCAUUCAUUCCUAAUAGGCCUAUAACAUCAUUGAACAAUGAAUACAAAGUUCCUCCAAGAUAUGGGUUUUUGACGUUUCAAGGAAAAGUGUAUUUACCGGAAUUCAGAUACUGGUUUUCAUUUUUUGACGUAAAAAAGUUUGCGAAUUUGCAGUCGAGGGAUCCCAAGAUAAUACGGUUGGAAAAUCCUUUAAACAACCUGAAGUUCAGUGAUAUAAACCUACUGCUGACCAACAUGAUAAAGUGUGGUUUUCAUUCUAUAUUCGCCAAUUUAUUCAAUUCUUUCGAAAGCACUGUUUAUAGGCUGAAAGAGCUAGAAAUACAGUAUGAUCUCAGCAUUAGUGAAGAAGAGAAAAAAAAAAUACUCAAGGUCCUAAGAGGAGAAGUAGCCAAGAACAUGAAAUCUCCAGUAAAGGAUCCUGUAAUAUAUACAUAUGAAAAAAAAUUAUGGGAGAGAGUAGAAAAAUUGAUGAAUGCUUCGAACCUUUAUGACAUUGUUUUACAAGUUGAGAAAAGAAAAGUCGAAGAAUUUGUUGAAUUAUCCCGGCAAGUAUAUAAAAGAAAAUAUGAUGGUUUUAGACUUCCCGACGGUGGCAGUGGUGAUGCAGUGACCGAUUUGAAUCAUAUAGGUUUAAACCUCUUCGGUGAUAAUAAGAAAACAUUAAAUGAUAUAUUCGGUUCGGACCAAAAAUAUUGA